This is a messenger RNA of Equus caballus (horse), 6375 nucleotides long. RefSeq names its product required for meiotic nuclear division 5 homolog A (gene RMND5A). Lineage: Eukaryota; Metazoa; Chordata; Mammalia; Perissodactyla; Equidae. Gene Ontology annotation, molecular function: protein binding; ubiquitin protein ligase activity. Gene Ontology annotation, cellular component: cytoplasm; GID complex; nucleus. The record is from RefSeq and is a predicted model, not a curated record. Gene Ontology annotation, biological process: proteasome-mediated ubiquitin-dependent protein catabolic process.
AAGUUCCCUAUUUAGCUCCUCGGACCAAUUGGGUCCUUGCUCCACCCUCGCCCUCUCCCUCGCACGCCUCCCGCGUGAUACCGCCCACACCUUUAGAGCUGACGACCGCGCGGCGUUCCUCCGCCCGCGCUCGCUCGGCUGCUCCCCCUCCAGGGUGCGCUUGGUACGGCCCGCGCCGCCUACUUCCCUCGCUGGGGUGGCUGCCCCCCUUCGGGUCGGCGGCGCUUGGUGCCGCCCCGGAGAACCAGGUCAUCGGUCGGUUCCGGUGAAAACAAAAACAAUCGGCGGCGCCGCGGCGGGCUGCUGAGCGCGGCGAGCGGGAACGCAGGGUCGGGGUCGAGGGGCGAGCAGGAGUGCGGCGACGCGUCGGGGGCCGGGGCACCAUGGGGCAGGCGGGCUCGGGCUGUGCGGGGCUCCCGCGGCGCCGCGGCUAGCGCGCCUGCCGCCUCGGUCGCCUCAGCCGCCCGCGCCGCCCGCCUGGGGGACGAGGAGCAGGACGCGGCCUCGGCCGGGCCCGGGCCGAACGGCUGCGGACACCCGGGCGCCGGGGAGCCGAGCACCGCUGCCGCCGCCUCCGGGAUGGAUCAGUGCGUGACGGUGGAGCGCGAGCUGGAGAAGGUGCUGCACAAGUUCUCGGGCUACGGGCAGCUGUGCGAGCGCGGCCUGGAGGAGCUCAUCGACUACACGGGCGGCCUCAAGCACGAGAUCCUGCAGAGCCACGGCCAAGAUGCUGAAUUAUCAGGGACACUUUCACUUGUUUUGACACAGUGCUGUAAAAGAAUAAAGGAUACUGUUCAGAAAUUGGCCUCAGACCACAAAGACAUCCACAGCAGUGUUUCUCGGGUUGGAAAAGCCAUUGAUAAGAAUUUUGACUCUGACAUUAGCAGUGUGGGAAUAGAUGGCUGCUGGCAAGCGGACAGUCAGAGGCUUCUCAAUGAGGUGAUGGUGGAGCACUUCUUCCGACAAGGAAUGCUGGAUGUAGCUGAGGAGCUCUGCCAGGAAUCUGGUCUUUCUGUAGACCCAAGUCAGAAGGAACCGUUUGUGGAGUUAAAUCGAAUAUUAGAAGCAUUAAAAGUCAGAGUUCUGAGACCAGCUCUGGAGUGGGCAGUGUCAAACCGAGAAAUGCUCAUAGCCCAAAACAGCUCCUUGGAAUUUAAGCUACACAGACUGUAUUUUAUUAGCUUGUUGAUGGGUGGAACUACAAAUCAGCGAGAGGCAUUACAAUAUGCUAAAAAUUUUCAGCCAUUUGCCCUAAAUCAUCAGAAAGACAUUCAGGUUUUGAUGGGAAGCCUUGUGUACCUGAGACAAGGGAUUGAGAACUCACCAUAUGUUCACCUACUUGAUGCAAACCAGUGGGCUGACAUCUGUGACAUCUUUACACGGGAUGCCUGUGCCCUCCUGGGGCUCUCCGUGGAGUCCCCUCUCAGUGUCAGUUUCUCAGCAGGUUGUGUGGCGCUGCCGGCUUUAAUCAAUAUCAAAGCUGUGAUUGAACAGAGGCAGUGCACUGGAGUUUGGAACCAGAAAGAUGAAUUACCCAUUGAAGUGGACCUUGGUAAGAAGUGCUGGUAUCACUCUAUAUUUGCCUGUCCUAUUCUUCGUCAGCAAACGACAGAUAACAAUCCACCCAUGAAAUUGGUCUGUGGUCAUAUUAUAUCAAGAGAUGCCCUGAACAAAAUGUUUAAUGGUAGCAAAUUAAAAUGUCCGUAUUGUCCAAUGGAACAAAGUCCAGGAGAUGCCAAACAGAUAUUUUUCUGAAGAAAUAACUUUAGUUUGCAACUUGUAAGUGAAACUGAAUUGGGGGCGCAUUUCAGAAGAGAGCGUUCCAUUUAAUGCAGCUAACCAAGGACUCUCGUGUUUAUAUAAGCUAAUGCUCCAGAAACUUUGCCAACAUUUUAGUGUAUACACACUGAGGGGAGUGCUCCAGACGAAUAUUAUCAUAGGGCUUUAUUAUAUUCUUGGUCUUCAUUUCUGAUCAAGUAAAUACACCAGCAGUUGUCAUUCAAUGCAGGUUUUUGUACUUAAUUAUAUGGUGAUUUUUUUACUUUUUAAGAGCAGAAACAGAAAUUGACCUCCCCAUGUGUUUAAUAUUCCUCCUGCUUUUACUUUCGUCAUUUCCUUGAUAAUUGUUAAGCAUUAAGAAUGUUUGUGAGAAAGCUUUAUUUCCUGUUAUGUAUACAUAAUUAAAUGAAAAUUCUUCAGAAAAGUUUGAAAAACUGAAUUGUGGUUAUAAAACUAAUUUCCUUUUUUUUUUGCUUAAGGAAGAAAGCUGUGGUAGAUUCCAAAUUUGCUUUUUGAUGUUUUCCUCUGCUCCAGCUCUCACUGAGGAGUCAGCAGACUUGCGUUUGAGCUCUGCUUGUAGCCCCAGCGGGCUGCCUGUUUAAAAUUCCAUCAUGAAUUUAGCAGGUUGGUGUGAGAAGUUUCCGCCAGAACAGAGUGGAAGGAGUUCUAUUGUUUCUUUGCUUUUAUUGCCAAGAGGUGCUUAUUUUAAAAGUGUGUUCAAUAAAAUGAAAUUCUGAAGUUAGAAGUGUUCUUAAGUUGCUAUUUGCUCUCUUGGUCUUGGUAGCCCUAUUCUCUGAAAUCUGCCUUCAGGACUUGGCUGUCUAUUGCAUUUGUAUAUCAUUGCAGACACAGUGUUGUGUGUGUGUAUAUAUACGUGCACCAGCAUCAAACAUUGUGUAUCUGGAAGGGAAAAAGCAUGUUCCAGUCCUAAAGUGCAGUUACCAGACUCAUUACUUUAAAUCUUUGAAGUUAGAAGCUAGCAAAUUUUCUGUAGUGCAGAAUAUGUUUAUUGCUGUUUUUUGUAUUUGAAUAGUAUACUGUUCAAUGCCUCUCUUCUGCAAAGUGUAUCAUCUCAUUGACUGUGAAUCUGUAUGUUAUUCUAAUGGAUACAGAUGAUGAUCUUUUCUCUUGUGAGGUAUCUUCGUUUAAUGCACUGUCCAGAAAUAGCCAUUUGUAAGAGUCUUUCUCUGUGUGAGGAAGUAUAUGGAAAAGACUUCUGUGGACAUAAUUCUGACGUAAACCCAUUAAGUUACUUCAUUGUGAGAAGAAUGUUAUAUGGAGAUCACCAAAUAUUUUGCAACUUUAUUUCAUCUGACAUGGAACUGAAUAUAAAUGUAGGAAAACUACCAUGAGAAAAUGGAAAAAGAAGAAAACACAGAAGCAAAGAGAAACGUGACACUUCAGAUUUUUAAACUACAGAUUGACCUAGUUUGAGGGGGAGGGAGAGAACAGAUUUGGUGCUAAGUUAAUUGGAAACUGACGGCAUUUGCAGUAGAAUACCAGCCUGGACGGUUUAUCCUGAAAUGUUUACCCGGGACAGCUGGGAUUUGCGUGUAAAGGAAAGGAGUACUGUGGAAAAGCCCUGCUCGAUUGCUGUGUGUGGUCAGGCUUAUGUUGAGGGCUACUGUGUGCUGUGUGGGUUAGCCGGGAGUCGGGAUUGACCUGCCCAGAGUGCUCGCUUUGUCCAACCUCAGUCUUGGCCUCACAGCAACUUCUGCCCCAUGUUUCUGCUUUCCUGUUGGAACCCUCUCCCCACUAAGGCAGUGAAGGAAGAGAGCAGAGAAAAGCUCCUUGGACUUCAAAAGAGAAGGUAAAGAUCCCAGGCAGUACUCUGGCCGAGGAUGUAAAGCUGGUUUAUUAUAUAUUUUUUCCUUGAAUUAAAACCCAGAGUGUCAUCUUUUUUUACCUUUUUCUCACUAGGCCAGAUUUAGCUUUAUUAACACCUUACUCUCACCUUUUCACCUUAAACACCUACAUAACAUUUUGGCUUCACGUGAGGUUUGAACAAUACAGACAUUGCUGUAGAGGCUGGUAGUUAAUAUUUUUGGUGGCCAGACGCUUCACAUAGUUGGCUCAGGCCACUUUCAAGGACAAAAGCCAGUGCUCUGCUUUGUCCCUCUCCCAGUGUUGGAAUCCUGUUGACAGUUUUCUGUGCAGCCCUGAAACUUUAAACAGAACUUGCUUUAACUGAAGCAUUUGAUUGUACAGCUUCCUGUGCAAGGUCCUUGCAGUCCCACUGGGCAAGAUUAGGGCCAAAAAUUUCGCAACUCUUGAUCUGACACUUUCACAAAUGUGAAAACUAGUGACCUUCUUUAAACGCAUGGACUUAAAAAUCAUUGGUAACUAAAUGUGAAGGAGAGGUGGAUUUGAAGAGGCCAGACCUCAACCAAAGAUGCUACAUACAACGUGCUGUCCAUCCUACUCUAGAAACACCUUCACCAGUGGUGUCAGGCCCGGGUCAUCGCUGAGGCUGUGUAUGUCAGCAGUGUGGAAGGAUGCUCCCCAUCGCGGUUUCCACUUGCAAGAGGUCAUGAUAGAGCCAAGGUUUUUUCAGUCAGACUAAUUAUCAUAUUGAAAACAGAAUUUCAGAAUGGUUUCUUAAAUUUCUUUAGGAACCAUUUCCAUUUAUCAGUUGUGGACAAAGGCCAUGGGACUAUGCUAGACCAAUAAAACCUUAUUGUUAGAUCCUUAGAUUCUUAUUAGCUAGAGCAUCUGUGCUUUCAAGUACAAUCUGAAGAACAGUGGCUAAGGAUGUCUUGAUAUUUUUUCUCCUUUGUGAAUGAAUCUGUGAUCAUCACAGAUGCCAUUUCUGUUGUUUUAGUGGUGAUUAUCUGAGACUUCUAAUAAAUAAAUGAACGGGUAUUGGUGCCUCUUGAUUUUAAAAAUUUUGAAAAGAGCCACCGCAUAUUCAUAGGGUGUGUGAGUAUUUUGUGAGUGUAUGAGCAUUUAAUUGAAAAUAAGAAAGUUAUGAAGUAAAUCUUUUGUUUUGAUGUUUUUCAGUAGCAGCUGAUGUAUACAGUGACACUAAAACCCACACCAAAUUGUGUGGGGAACGAGGAUCCUUCUUUCUCUCCAGGUGUCCCACAGGUCAUGCAGUUGAACUUCAGUAAUCCCUGUGCUGUGAGUUAUUGCCACCUCAGUGGUUUCAGCCUUUGGUAUAGUAAAUACUGCGGAAACCAAGAACUCUUGGUUAUCCGCACAAGACAGGCUGCUGGUAGACAUUAGUCCUCUAGCUUUCCAACUCAACCUCUGAUUAAGUGGACUGAUAGUCAAGCUGGUCAGUCUGCUUAGUCAGCAGACUCAGGUUAUUUUCAGGGAAGGCACGGAGGCAUGGUUUGAUUAAUUUCAUCACUGGGAUGUGUAAGAUGAAGACACAAACCAAAUACCUUUCAUUACUUUGUACAUUAUCUUUGGUAACACUAGAAUGCUGUGGUCUUGAGGGAACAUUAGCAAGGAAUACGUAGAAGGUUUGGCGCUUCCUAAGCCUGUCCAGCUGUGGCGGGAUUUACGUGGUACCAUAGUGUUUACCAUAAGCAGGUACAUGAACUGUCUUGUUGAACUAUAAUUGAAUAGAUACCAAAAAUAGAAUGACAAAUGUAUUUUAAUAGCAGAUGAGGCAAUUAGUUUUAGGAUGAGUUUUCCACUGUUGAUUUUACUUUAAGACAUAGGGAGAGAAAACAAAGUUCUGUUUUCCAAACAUUUCCCUCUACAGUUUUAGACUGCAGUGGGCAUAUGCUUCAUUUACUUCCAAAGAGGCAAAAGCAGCUGGUUUUGGCUCAUAGCACAUGCUUUGUUUCGUGUCGUGGAUGAAGACCUACACUCUUACGUUAGCAGUCACUUAACAUUCUCCAGCAAGGCACAUGUGGGCUUCCCUAGGAUUUAGUGCCUGAUCUUUUCUUUUGGGAAGGGGUGGGAGUGAAUGUAUUGGGGAUGGGAGGGAAGCGGGGGAAGAAAAUGGGAGCGUGAGUGAGUGUGCAUGUGUGUGAAAUUCACCAUUACCCCACCUGUGUCUAGCAAGGAACAGAGACUUAAAUGUAUUUUGCUCAUGACUGCAGUAUGCAUGUAUUUUUUUUUCUCCUCCAUGUUUUCUAAACUUACACUAAAAGGACUCAUCAAAUCAUCUUGUUCAGAUGGCUCAGGAUUGUAUUUCUUUUGCUUACCCUGUGCUCUUGGGUUCUAUAGUAUUUCUAUAAUUAUGUAACAAGAAUAGUGUUGCACUGUAAUCUAUCAUAGAGCUAUAUGUAUGGAAAAUUUUGAUCAGUUUUUUAAGAAAUGUAUCCUGUUUGCAAAGGCACAAUAAAGUUGCAUCUUAUAGACUAUAGGCAAUAAAGCUAACAAUAAACCUUAUUUAACACAAACCAUAUUCAUAUUCUCUGUUCAUUUGAUUGUGGAAAAAGUCUAACACAUCCAGUAGUUUCAGGGAUUUCAUUUUAACUUAAAAAGUUCAAAUAUAUUUAAUUUAUAAAUUUCGGACUGAUAUAAUAGAGUUUUGGAAAACUAUAAGAAAUGCUUUGUUAAUGUGUGUAUUCCUAUGUAAAACACAUGGCUUCUCCUGUGUGUAUAUUUUUAAAAAUUAAAGAAAUGCACAUUUAAAAA